GGAAGCGGCGGCCGGGCAGCCAUGUCGCUUUUGUCUGCGGCGCGGGCGGCCCUGCGAGUGUACGCGGUGGGCGCGGCGGUGGUCGUGGCGCAGCUGCUGCGCCGCCGCCUCCCGGGCUUCGCGGAGCCAGUUUUCCCCCGACAACUCGAGCGUGUUGCUAUAGUGACCGGCGGGACUGAUGGCAUUGGAUAUGCGACAGCGAAGCAUCUGGCCAGACUGGGCAUGCACGUCAUCAUAGGCGGAAAUAACGAAGGCAAAGCGGAAGAAGCUGUGAGAAAGAUAAGAGAGGAAACCCUCAAUGACAAAGUGGAAUUUCUGUAUUGUGACCUGGCGUCCAUGAGGUCCAUUCAGCAGUUUGUCCAGAGGUUCAAGAUGAAGAAAAUCCCACUCCACGUACUGGUCAAUAACGCUGGUGUAAUGAUGGUGCCGCAGGGGACCACCGAGGACGGCUUUGAGGAGCACUUUGGUGUGAACUACCUGGGGCACUUCCUGCUGACCAACCUCCUCCUGGACACCCUGCGGGAGUCGGGUGCCCCCGGCUGCAGCGCGAGGGUGGUGACCGUGUCCUCGGCCACGCACUACGUCGGGGAACUGAACUUGGACGACCUUCAGAGCAGCAGCAGCUACUCGGCGCACGCGGCGUACGCCCAGAGCAAGCUGGCCCUCGUGCUGUUCACCUACCGCCUGCAGGCGCUGCUGGAGGCCACGGGCAGCGCCGUGACCGCCAACGUGGCUGACCCCGGCGUGGUGGACACCGACCUGUAUAGACACGUCUUCUGGGGCACACGGCUCAUUAAGAAGCUGUUCGGGUGGUGCUUAUUCAAGACCCCGGAUGAGGGAGCCCGGACCUCCGUCUACGCAGCGGUCACCCCAGCGCUGGAAGGCCGUGGGGGCUGCUAUCUUUACAACGAGAAAGAGACCAAGUCUCUGGGGGUCACGUACGACCUGGAGCUUCAGCGACAGCUGUGGGCCAGAAGUUGCCAGAUGACGGGCAUCGCCGAUGUGACCCAGGAGGUCUUCUAGGGUUAGCCACCCGCCGGGGAGACCGUGAUCUGCCAGGCGCGCGCAGGUGUGUCUGUGCUGGACCACGUGUCUGCGUCGUUCACAUCCCCCGCCCUUGGGGCUCUGUCUCCCCAGCGUCUCCCGUCGGCUUCCUUGCCCUGGGCCGGAACUUGAGGAGAAGAGGAAUGCUGAGUGCGACCCCAAGUAGCUGGCCCUCAGCCAUGAAUCUCGUGAUCCCCGAUGUGUCCAGUUGUACCGGGUGCCCUGAGUCAUUAAACCCUGCCAGCCACGCA
Molecule: messenger RNA, 1295 nt
Organism: Lagenorhynchus albirostris (white-beaked dolphin)
Lineage: Eukaryota; Metazoa; Chordata; Mammalia; Artiodactyla; Delphinidae
Gene: DHRSX
Product: dehydrogenase/reductase X-linked
Exons: 7
Coding region: 22-1023 (333 amino acids)
Source: RefSeq, a predicted model, not a curated record